AUGCCUGUGUUUCAUACCAAAACCAUCGAGAGCAUCUUGGAGCCAGUGGCCCAACAGGUCUCACGGUUGGUCAUACUGCACGAAGAAGCGGAAGAUGGCAACGCAAUGCCAGAUCUCGGCAAACCAGUGCAGGCGGUAUCACUGGCGGUGACGAACCUUGUGCGAGUCGGACGCGAAACCAUACAGAACUCCGACGACGACAUACUGAAGCAGGAUAUGCCAUCGUCCCUGACCCGUGUCGAAACAGCCGCACAGCUCCUGGAAGAAGCAUCGCUCAUGCUCCGUUCCGACCCAUUUUCCGGCCCGGCGAGAAAGAAGUUGAUUGAAGGUUCGCGCGGCAUUCUCCAGGGUACGUCCUCGCUGCUGCUCUGCUUCGAUGAAUCCGAGGUGCGUAAGAUCGUGCGUGAGUGUAAGCGCGUCCUCGACUAUUUGGCUGUAUCGGAGGUGAUCGAUUCGAUGGAGGAUCUGGUGCAAUUCCUGAAAGAUCUUUCGCCGUGUCUAAGCAAGGUGACACAUCAGGUGGGUGCGCGCGAGAAAGAGCUGACACAUCAGGUGCACAGCGAGAUCUUGGUGCGCUGUUUGGAACAGUUGAAGAUUCUCGCGCCGAUUCUGAUCUGCAGCAUGAAGGUGUACAUUCUGAUCGCGGAACAGAGUGGCAAGGGUUCGGAAGAAGCAGCGGAGAACAGGAAUUAUCUUGCGUCUCGCAUGAGCGAGGAACUGCAGGAAAUUAUCCGCGUGCUGCAGCUUACCACGUAUGAUGAGGAUCAGAGCGAGCUGGACAAUCUGACCGUGCUGAAGAAGAUCCACAACGCGAUCAACAACAAGCUAGAGGCGGCCAACGAAUGGUUGCGCAAUCCGUACGCGCUACGGGGCGGUGUUGGUGAGAAAGCUCUACGUCAGAUCGUGGAGAAUGGUCUGAAGGUGGCGGAUCGCUGUUUGCCACAGGAUUCGCACAUUCUGCGCAAGCUGGCCGGCGACAUAACGGCGAUGACAAACACGCUGUGUGAUUUGCGCCAGGAAGGUAAGGGAACGACACCGCACGCGGACAACAUCGCACGGGACAUCCGCGAUAAGCUAGGCAGCUUGGAGCAGUCGGUGUUAAACGCGAUCAUGGGAGUGGAUAAAGCUGGACUGCAGCAGACGGCACAUACGGUGCAGGGUCGGCUGGAGCAGGCCUGCCGUUGGUUGCAAAAUCCAACGCGCGAUGACAGAGGGUUGGGUGUGCGAGCGAUCGCGCUAAUCGUGGACGAAGGGCGUCGUGUGGCGGACGGGUUGGGUGGGCACCAGAAAGCGGAGAUGGCACAGCUGUGUGAUGAGGUUGAGCAGCUAGCGCAUGAUUUUUCGCAGAUGUGCGCAAACGGACUUGGACAUACGCCUCAAGCGCAGGAGCUCGCCCGUCGGCUGAACGAAAAGUUACACGGAUUGAAGAAACAGAUUCAGGACGCGGUGGUGAACCGGGUGGUGGAGGACUUUAUCGAUAUCUCGACGCCGCUGAAACAGUUCAUGGAGGCGGUUGCACAGCCCGAAGGAACACCCGGUCGAGAGCAAAACUUCAACCAGAAGUCAAACCGACUGCAAGCGUUCAGCAACCGUGCCUCAAAGACGAGCCGAAUGGUUGCAGCUGGCGGAUCUGGCGGUAACAAAAAGCUGGCGGAAGGGCUGCUUGCAUCGGCCAACCAGAUCGACAGCUUGACGCCACAGCUCGUAUCGGCCGGGCGAAUUCGUAUGAACUAUCCGACGAGCAAAGCAGCGGAGGAGCACUUGAAUAACCUGAAGCAGCAAUACGCUGACACGAUCCUGCGUAUGCGUACACUGUGCGAUCAGGCUACGGAUCCGGCCGAUUUCAUCGAGGCUUCCGAGAAGCAGAUGCAGAAACAUUCGUUCCUGUGCGAUGAUGCGAUUCGUACACGUCAGCCACAGAAAAUGGUUGACAAUACCUCGAGUGAGGCGCGUCUCGCCAAUCGUGUUCUGCUCGUGGCAAAACAGGAAGCGGACAAUUCUGAGGAUCCGGAAUACAUUGGUCGGUUGAAUGGUGCCUCGGAUCAACUGCAGGCUUCCAUUUCGCCGAUGGUACAGGAAGCGAAGAACGUUUCGACCAAUAUUAAUGACCCGGUGGCCGCCUCGAACUGGCGCGAAGCAAACCGCGCACUGCUGCAGAGUGUACGUAACGUUCGUGGCGCUGUCACACACGCGCCCACUGUACCGGAGAUGCCAGAUCUUUCCCAGCUGCACUUGGGAGUGGAAGCGGUACCGCCACCGCGACCGCCGCUACCACGCGAAAAUGUCCCACCAAUGAGACCACCACCACCAGUAGCGGAAACGGACGAUGAGGACGAUGUGUUCCAGGCGGGUAGCAUGCCGCACGCGAACCAACCCAUCCUGAUGGCUGCUCACGGUCUGCAUCAGGAGGUGCGCCAGUGGUCGUCGAAAGAUAACGAGAUCAUUGCAGCCGCCAAACGAAUGGCUGUGUUGAUGGCACGCCUGUCCGAGUUGGUGCGUGCCGAUUCGAAGGGAAGCAAACGGGAGCUGAUCGCAACUGCUAAGCAGAUCGCUGAAGCGUCGGAAGAUGUGACGCGUCUGGCGAAGCAGCUGGCCCGCCAGUGCACGGAUAAACGCAUCCGUACCAAUCUGCUGCAGGUGUGCGAACGCAUUCCGACCAUCGGCACGCAGCUUAAGAUUCUGUCCACCGUGAAGGCCACUAUGCUGGGUGCGCAAGGAUCGGAGGAAGAUCGCGAAGCAACGGAGAUGCUCGUUGGAAACGCGCAGAAUCUCAUGCAGAGCGUGAAAGAGACGGUCCGUGCAGCGGAAGGUGCCAGCAUUAAGAUCCGAUCGGAUCAAACCAACCAACGGCUACGCUGGGUACGUCGACAGCCCUGGUAUCAGUACUAA
Anopheles marshallii is the source of this 2889-nucleotide messenger RNA. It is a transcript of the gene Vinc, whose product is annotated as vinculin. NCBI's taxonomy places the organism in Eukaryota, Metazoa, Arthropoda, Insecta, Diptera, Culicidae. Gene Ontology annotation, cellular component: actin cytoskeleton. Gene Ontology annotation, biological process: cell adhesion. Bases 1 to 2889 code for a protein of 962 amino acids. The transcript is spliced from 3 exons. Gene Ontology annotation, molecular function: structural molecule activity; actin filament binding. The record is from RefSeq and is a predicted model, not a curated record.